GCUCCCGUAGGAGAGCGCAGGCCAGAGCGCCGCCACGUCCGCUGUGGGUUCGGUAGGGAGUUAGCUGUGGGCAGCUCUGGGCACAAUGGCCUUCACUCUGUACUCCCUGCUGCAGGCGGCCCUGCUAUGCGUCAAUGCCAUUGCCGUGCUACACGAGGAGCGCUUCCUCAAAAACAUUGGCUGGGGAACAGACCAGGGAAUUGGCGGAUUCGGAGAGGAGCCAGGAAUUAAAUCUCAGCUAAUGAACCUUGUUCGAUCUGUAAGAACCGUGAUGAGAGUGCCAUUAAUAAUAGUAAACUCAAUUGCAAUUGUAUUACUUUUGUUAUUCGGGUGAACAUCAGUGGGAAAAAUGGAGACUCAGAAGAAGAGAUGCCAGCAGAAGUUAACUACUUCAGUCAUUGGAAUAUUCAUAGCUCCGCAGGCCGACCUUGCACUUGACAAAAAUGUAAAGCUGACAAUAAAACCAGAGUUUUAUUUAUCUGAUUUUUUUUUAAUGUUACAUUUGUAGUUUCAUUAUAAAAAGAUCAGAUCAUCAGAGGCAGUAAUUCUACAGAAUUGGAAUACAUUUGAUUGCUGACUGUUAAUAGUUCAUGCCAUGGCAAAGAUUGUUAAAAGGGUACAGAACUAUCGCUUCCGUUUUUUUUAAAAUAUUUUUCUAUCUCUCACUUCUCAGGGAUGAAUUUUUUUCCAAAGUUUUGAUUCCUUAUGAGUUAGCUAUGAUGUGAGAGUGAUUAUCUCCCUAGAUAAAAUUUAAAGGAUUUUCUAAAAACUAAUACAUAUAAAGUGGUAAACAGGUGACUUGGAUAACUUUAAACUGUUUGGUUAAGUACUUUAUCUGUGUAUGUCUGUUGUGAAUAGUUCAGAUUUAUAGGCACUAUGAAGAGCAAUGCUCUCUGAUUGUGUAAAGUCAGUUAGUCACAUGAUGCUGGUAUUGUUCUUUUCUUGCAUUUGUUAUUUUAUUAAUUGGUCCCCAUGAUGAGUCCAGACCAAUAUCUGAAUAUUUUCAUUGGUAGAAAAAUCUUUGUAGAAAAGUCUGUGCCCUUUUUACAAUGAUGAUGUGUUUUUUAAUAUGCAUAAAUAUCAGCCCAUAAGAGCAAUCCUACAUUAUCAUAAUUGGACUAUACUGUAUAAGAUUGUAUUGUGAACCAUUUCUAUUUAUUGUGAACCAUUUCUCUCCCCAAAAUUAUCAUGUUUCCAUUUCUUAGUAAAGUAGCUCAUUAAAGGGUGUCACUGUUGUUUCUUCAGUCUGUGAGAACUAGAUAAGUUGUUUACUUUUUUGUGUUUUUAGAGGUUUGUUUACCCCAUAAGACAGUUUUAUGUGGAAAGGUUAAAACUAUGUAAAUGGUUUUGUGAAAAUCGCCAGUUAAUAUUUUAAAUGACUGGAAUGGCAUCUUUGUUUAUAGAACGUUUGUAAAUAAAGUUGAAUUUCCACAGCAAUCAUUUGUUUUU
Molecule: messenger RNA, 1449 nt
Organism: Lepus europaeus (European hare)
Lineage: Eukaryota; Metazoa; Chordata; Mammalia; Lagomorpha; Leporidae
Gene: IER3IP1
Product: immediate early response 3 interacting protein 1
Exons: 3
Coding region: 86-334 (82 amino acids)
Biological process (GO): endoplasmic reticulum to Golgi vesicle-mediated transport
Cellular component (GO): COPII-coated ER to Golgi transport vesicle; endoplasmic reticulum membrane; Golgi membrane
Source: RefSeq, a predicted model, not a curated record